AUGAGUUCUUACAAUACAUUCAGUCAGUUCUCUUCUAGUUAUGUAGACCUUCUCAACAGUCAAGGCGAUACUCUUAACCUAGAUGGUGCUUACGAAGUUCCUCCUUACUCGUCUCAAGAAUCUCAUCAGGAUGUACCUCUUUCUCAAGAGACACCUGUCAGGAAGGAUAUGAAGAAAUGGAAUCCGGCUGAUGAUGAAGCUCUUAUCAGUGCUUGGCUGAACACUUCAAAGGACCCUAUUAUUGGAAAUCAACAAAAGGGAGGAAUCUUUUGGCAAAGGGUUAACAAAUAUUAUGCAGAGACUCCUCAUGCUGUAGCCAAUGGUGAACAGGGGAUGAACAUAAACUGUAAGCAGAGGUGGUUUAGGAUCAAUGAGUGCACCAACAAGUUCUGCGGUGCUUUCGCAGCUGCGGAAAGACUAAACAGUAGUGGACACUCUGAGAACGAUGUGCUGAAGAUGGCCCACGACAUCUAUUUCGCUGAACAUAACACGAAGUUUACUAUGGAGCAUUGCUGGUGUUUGUUAAGGUUUGAGCAAAAAUGGCUGAACCUUAACACUAUUAACAACCCUUCAACUUCAGUCAGAACAAAGAGGAAAUCAGUUGCUGCAUCUUCACAAUCCGAGGCAUCUUCACAAUCCGAGUCAGCUUCACAAUCCGAGCCAGCUUCACGGUCCGAGUCAACCCAUAGUGAACAAGACUUUGAGAUUAGGCCUCAAGGUAUCAAGACUGCAAAGGCCAAGAGGAACACUGCUCAGGGGAAGGCUCUCGCUGAGUACAAGACCAUGUGGGAAGUAAAGAGGGUGGAUAUGGCUGAAAAAGAGAAGCUACAGAAGCUUGGCAUAUUAGACACACUUCUUGCCAAACCAGAGCCUCUUAGUGAAGCUGAUCAACUUAUCAAGGAUAAGAUAGUUGCUCAGUAUUUCUAA
This is a messenger RNA of Camelina sativa (false flax), 927 nucleotides long. NCBI's taxonomy places the organism in Eukaryota, Viridiplantae, Streptophyta, Magnoliopsida, Brassicales, Brassicaceae. The record is from RefSeq and is a predicted model, not a curated record.